AUGCUACGUCGCACAGCCCGUUUUGCUCGCACACCUGUCAGUGCCUUUCUACACGAGCCGUCGCAGCGAAAGACGUUUGAUGAAACCUUAGCGCAAUGCAGCGCAAAUGGGACGGAUAUGGCGAGCGGCCUGACGUCCGACUUUGCCUCUCUGCAGUCCAAGUUGCUGAAGUAUCGAAUCGUUCGUCUGCGCGACGAGCUGCAGUACGUGCGGCACCAUCCUUUUAAUAGUAUGCCUUCUUUCUUUGGCCUGUUAAAGCAUACUGUGUUACUGACGCUAGUAUUUUUGAUCUUCCGGAACAUCGCCCGUCUCUCACUCUCGCCGUUGGAGGAGCCACCCACAGACUCUGCCGUCACAACAACGCCAGAAACGACGGAUAUGAAUGCGCCGCCACAAAAAAAAAAAGGUAAUAAUCAGACAAAAUAA
Molecule: messenger RNA, 426 nt
Organism: Trypanosoma rangeli
Lineage: Eukaryota; Euglenozoa; Kinetoplastea; Trypanosomatida; Trypanosomatidae
Exons: 1
Coding region: 1-426 (141 amino acids)
Source: RefSeq, a predicted model, not a curated record